AUGGGCCCAAUGGAAGUUUGGUCCUAUUCAGAAUUGCUUCCUUCAAUUCAACAGAGUAGAAACAGAUUAGGAGCAAAGGAUAACUCUGCCGGUCAGAAAAGGGUUGAACUGGUGGAGGGGCAAGAAGAAUUUGGCAAAAGGCUUCCCGUUAGAGGAACCUCCUUGGAACGUUAUUACAACAGAUGCAACUUCUUUUGGAUGGGGUGCGCACUUCAAUUCCACGUGGAAACAAGGGAAGUGGCCCCAGAAGAGAGUCGUCUACACUCAAAUUUAAGGGAGCUAAAUGCCAUUUCCAGUGCCAUCUUGGAAUCCCUUCCCUCCCCUACCCAUGAUACCCAGAUUCCUGCGGAAGGUUUGGACAGAAGGCAAAAAAGUAAUUGCCAAAAUCCUGAUAUGGCCUCGAAGGCCAUGGUUUCCUCUCUUAACCAUGAUGAGUCAGGAACGGCUUUUGCCUCUUCCAAUAAUGAAUGA
Messenger RNA from Pelobates cultripes (western spadefoot toad), 471 nucleotides. NCBI's taxonomy places the organism in Eukaryota, Metazoa, Chordata, Amphibia, Anura, Pelobatidae. The record is from the annotation of a GenBank genome assembly.